Rotaria socialis is the source of this 951-nucleotide messenger RNA. The record is from the annotation of a GenBank genome assembly. NCBI's taxonomy places the organism in Eukaryota, Metazoa, Rotifera, Eurotatoria, Philodinida, Philodinidae.
AUGGCCUAUCAAUUUGAAGAGAUCAACGUUCAAAUAAACCGAUGGGUUGUUCUUAUAAUCACAUUUUUCAGUAUUUUGGGUAAUAUGGUGAAUAUUGCCAUAUUCAUUCGACCUGUCUUCAAUCACCAUGUCUGUUCUUGGUAUUUGUUUGCUCUUGCUACUAACAAUUGUGUUUAUUCAGUUACUGUCCUCAUGUAUCGUAUAUUGACAGAUGGAUUUCAAAUUCCCAUAUUUUCAAAUUCUUUUCCUUUAUGCCAAUUCAUCAGUUUUAUGAAUACAUUUUGUACUGGUUUGUCGCACUAUCUUAUUGUAUUUACGGCUAUCGAUCGAUGGGCGGCUAGUUCAACGAAUGUUCGUCAUCUUCGUUUCAACAACUUUCAAGUAAUGCCAUGGGUGGUGCUCACCAUUAUUGUCUUUUGUGCAGUCGUCGCCGUUAGUAGUGCGGUCGUAACAGAAUUUGGAGCAACAGAUGGGCUCGGGUGUGCCAUUCGAGCUACUACAAUUUAUAAUCAAUUUUAUUUAAUCGCUCAACUCGUAUUAUUUGCUAUUAUUGCACCCAUUCUGAUGAUAAUAUUUACUCGGUUAACAAUUCAAAAUAGAAAAAUGAUCGGUGAUUUACCGAUCACCGUCUCAAAAUGUCGUAAGAUGGAGUAUCAUCUUACUCAAAUAUUUCUUCUACUUGUUACUGUUCACAUUGUGCUUAAUCUAUUAGAAUGGAUCGAAUAUUUAAUAUUAUUUCGACCAAAUAUGUUUGGAUCUUACAUGCUUAUUCAAACAAUGAUUCGAAUUCCAAUAUAUUCUUCCUUUGCAGUACCCAUUAUCUGGUACUUGAUUUUAGGUAUAGAAUUUCGACGAGAACUCGGCAAGAUGAUACCAAUAUUAGCACCAUUAUUAAGACGUAUUCAAGUCAAUACCACAGUAAACAAUAAUGCAGAGGCACAUUCAUAUUAA